Trichophyton rubrum CBS 118892 is the source of this 2694-nucleotide messenger RNA. RefSeq lists its product as uncharacterized. Gene Ontology annotation, cellular component: nucleus. Gene Ontology annotation, molecular function: protein binding. Lineage: Eukaryota; Fungi; Ascomycota; Eurotiomycetes; Onygenales; Arthrodermataceae. Bases 1 to 2694 code for a protein of 897 amino acids. The record is from RefSeq and is a predicted model, not a curated record. The transcript is spliced from 5 exons.
AUGAACCAGAUGAACAUGCAAAGCAUGAACCCCAGUGUCGCUAUGCCCGGUAACGCCGUACCCGUCGGUGUCCCGGGCGUAGGCGUUCCUGGGGGAGGUAUGCCUAUGGGAGGCAUCCCAAUGAUGAACAGCGCAUCAGGCUCUGCCCCUCGAAGUGAGCCGAAUCAGAAUUUACAGGAUACUAUGGCUACCCAACUCAACACCUAUAUCUACGACUACUUCCUCAAACGCGGAUAUCAUGAUUGUGCGCGUGCGCUCGUGCAGGACGAGAGCGUCACCCUAAACACCACUACUGCGCCUCACAAAGGCACACCACACCGCAGAGAUGGAGAAGUCAACGGAGUCGAGUCCGAGGAAGGUAAAGAGGAUAUCAAGUCGCGCAUCCCCGACGAUUUGCCAAGACCAAACUUGGGUGAUUCGCAACAAACCAGUUUCUUAUUUGAUUGGUUCAAUAUCUUUUGGGAUGUCUUCUCCGCCCAGAGAAAGAAACCAAGGAGUAAUGACGCCAUGCAGUAUUUACAGCAUACUCAGAACAUGCUGCGAUUGCGAGACCAACAGCAAAAUCAACUCAUUCGCCAGGGGCAGCUAAUGCCUAACCAGUUUGCUGCCAUGCGCGGAGUACGCGGUAAUAUGGUGCCAGCAAAUCUCCAGAAAUCUGUUCUCCAGAAUCCCCAGAAUAUGACUCCGCAACAAAUCGCUCAAUUGCGAAACCAGCAGGCUCAGAUGAUGCACCACCAGAUGCAGCGCGAACACUCUGACAUGGAGAUGAAUGGCCACCGCCCCCAAUCCCCUUCUUCUGUGGAAAACGCCCCAUCUCCCUCCAAGCGCCAGCGCAUUGACGGACCCCAAGUUAACGGCGCGCAGAUGACCCCCAACGGUCGCGCACAACCUCAGGGUAUGCCGGGCCAGCAGAACCAACAGCAGGCCAACUCUCUUCUGAUGCAGCAUGGCAUCAAUCCACGAAACCUCACUGCUGCACAACUCCAGUCUUUCCAGUCCCAGAACCCAAGUGUUCAAGCAAAGUCGAUUCAGGUCUAUAAUCAAAAUCUAAUUCACCAUACUCGAUCCGCAAUGAACAAUCAGGGCAUUCCUAAUGGCCUAAUCAACCCAGGAGUCAUGCCCAACCAACCAGACAUGAUGCAACCCAUGCAUGACAACCAAGGAAUGAUGCCGCAAGACUACUAUAGUAACGGCCAGAUGGCCGCCCAAAUGCGUCAAGGUGGUAUGCCGACUCCUGGGGCGCAGAAUGGAAACCACGCUCUCCAAGAUUAUCAGAUGCAACUCAUGUUGCUUGAGCAGCAGAAUAAGAAACGUCUUUUGAUCGCCCGCCAGGAGCAAGACAGCAUGGCUCGUGAUGGCCAACCACAACCAGGGCCAGCCCAACCCGGACAGCCAGGUGCUGGACAGCAGCAGCAGCAGCAGCAGCCAGGCCAAGGGAUGCAUAACAGUCUCCCUCCUGGAACGUCUCCUCAAGGAAGCCGUGCCGGUGCCUCACCAAACCCCAGCGAACAGAUGAAGCGCGGGACACCCAAGAUGCCCCAGACUGGCCUCCCUGGUUCUCCCAACGUUGGUGACGCUAUGCAAACAGGCCGUGGCUCGCCAGCCUCUAUGAACUUUGGCAAUCAAAUUCCCCAAGAUAUGGGUGGUGCGGCAUUCUUCAACACCAUGAAGAAUAUGCAGGAAGCUGGUGGUGUCGUUGGUCCUAACGGCAUGCGCCCACCUAGCUCCAAUCCAGCCUACUCUGGCGCACAAAUGACGCAGCCUAUGGAUGCCAUGGCACGUCAGCAACAGGCACAGGCCCAGGCACAAGCCCAAGCUGGGGCUCGCAUGCCAAGUGGUAAUUGGCAACAACCACAGCCUCCUCAGAGUCAACCAAUGAUCCCACCACAGCAGCAGCAACAGCCGCAGCAACAGCAACAACAGCCGCAGCCGCAGCAGCAAGGCCAGCCUGGGCAGCCUGUCGGAACCCCUCAAGAGCGAAAUGCUAUGCCCCCACCGCAGGCACCACCUGUAGCUACGGCUCCAAAUAAUGGGCGACAGUCACCGCAGCCUGGUAGCGCGGCUCCUCCCACACCGCAGCAGAGCUCAAAGCCGGCGCCGAAGAAGAAGGACACGAAGGAUAAUAAUCGAAAGCGCCCCGCCAAGCGCGUUCCGACCACCAAUGCGCCUUCAGCAGCAGCCACAGCUUCAGAGUCCGAACCUCCACCAACUCCAACUCCUUCUACCCCUAUCACCCCUGUCCAUCCAAGCUCGUUCAACAAGGCCGCUCCGGCAAACAAUGCUCAACCAACGUCUGCGCCCGCUACACAACCCCAGGCUGUGGGUCAACCACCACCCCCGCCACAACCGCCACAACAGCAGCAACAACAGCAGCCCCAACAACAACAGCAGCAGCAGCAGCAGCAGCAGCAGCAGCAAAUGUUGUCCAUGCAGCCGGCCCAGGGUCAACCACCUGCUGCGGCACAACCAGGUCAGGCACAGGGACAAGUAGACCCAUCACAGCCAUUUGGGGAUAUGAGUUUAACAGACAAUCAAAGCUUCAACCUGGAUUUCAGCUCUCUCGACAACCCAGAUAUUCUCGAAAAUUUCGACUUCGACACUUUCCUCAACACAGACGACCAAUCGGCAUUCAACUUCGAUCCUAAUACGCCAUACCUUGAUGGUGUGGAGGCUGGUACAGGAGAGAGGAUGUAA